CGAUCGGACGAAGCUGUUUUUGAACUAUGAAUUUCACCGCGAGCCAUUAUUACAGCGUCGUUAAGAAAAUGUCAUCGUUAGCUGGUCAGUGGCCGUAUCAGAACUCAAAAACAAAAUUAAUCUAUUUGAGCCUCGUGACUUUGAGCACGUUUUCCAUAAUUAUUCCACAGAUGGCUAAAUUCGUCGUAUGCGACGGGGACCUGCAAUGUAUAUUUCAAACCCUGGCAGCAUAUAUAUUGGCGAUAGUAGCAUUGGUGAAGCUGUACACGUGUUACUUCAACCAAUAUAAAAUGAAAGUUCUGAUGGAUCGACUAUUCGUCGAAUGGAAGGAAUUGAAAACACCGGAAGAGCAAGAAAUUAUGAAGAGAUAUGCCGAGAAUUGCAGACGAUAUUCCUUGGGAUAUUCGUUAUAUAUGUUCACAACUGUAUUUCUGUUUAUGUGUAUGUCUCUUAUACCCCCACUAUUGGAUAUCGUAUUACCUCUCAACGAAUCUCGCCCCGCACUGCCAGUUCACCCGGGAUAUUACUUUGUCGAUGAAGAAGAAUAUUUCAUCUAUAUCUUUUUGCACGGUCUCGUGGCCUGGCAAAUUGCCGUGAUCGGGGUAGUGGCUCACGAUUGUAUGCUUCUAACUUACAUCGAACAUGUCUGCAGUAUUUUGACACUAGUCGGAUUUCGAAUCGAACGAUUGAUGUAUAAACGUAAUGACGCUGUGAAAGCUUUACAUUCUCAUGUACACGUAAAUGACACGUACCGUAAACGAAUUGCAUUUUCCAUCACGCAGCGGAACGCCAGUGUUUUUAUAGUGGUGAGGUACGUAGCGUAUGUCCUUAGUCAACUGAUUCACCUAUUCUGCCUCAGUUUCGAGGGACAGAAGCUGAUAGAUCACAGUCUUCAAACCCGCGAUAAAAUCUAUAAUAGCCUUUGGUACGAAACGCCCGCCAAGUCGCAAAGGAUGCUUCUGUUUAUGAUGGAAAAGGCCCUUCAUCCUAUUUCUUUGAGCGCCUGUAAGAUUUACAUUUUUUCAAUGGAGAACUUCAGCUUGGUGAGAGAAAGAAGCGACAUCGCGAUGAGAGCACGAUAUGCAAUCGCGGCAUCGUAAGAUGAUACAUAUCUUAAUAAUACAAUAAUACAAUUUCAAUAAUACUUUUAAGGUUGUGCAAACUUCGAUGUCAUACUUCAUGGUACUCGCAUCUUUGGAAUAA
Messenger RNA from Temnothorax curvispinosus, 1203 nucleotides. RefSeq lists its product as uncharacterized. Bases 27 to 1100 code for a protein of 357 amino acids. The record is from RefSeq and is a predicted model, not a curated record. The transcript is spliced from 7 exons. Gene Ontology annotation, molecular function: odorant binding; olfactory receptor activity. NCBI's taxonomy places the organism in Eukaryota, Metazoa, Arthropoda, Insecta, Hymenoptera, Formicidae. Gene Ontology annotation, cellular component: plasma membrane. Gene Ontology annotation, biological process: detection of chemical stimulus involved in sensory perception of smell; sensory perception of smell.